Molecule: messenger RNA, 2018 nt
Organism: Nematolebias whitei (Rio pearlfish)
Lineage: Eukaryota; Metazoa; Chordata; Actinopteri; Cyprinodontiformes; Rivulidae
Gene: dbt
Product: dihydrolipoamide branched chain transacylase E2
Exons: 11
Coding region: 41-1525 (494 amino acids)
Cellular component (GO): mitochondrion; cytoplasm
Molecular function (GO): lipoic acid binding; acetyltransferase activity
Source: RefSeq, a predicted model, not a curated record
UGAUUGGCUGAGCCCAGGGGCGGCGCUGGAGCAGAGGAAGAUGUUAGCGGUGACCAGAGGAUCCUUCAGAGUUUUCAGACUUCUGCUGAGUCAGCAGUACCGGCGCCGAUGUCUCCGGCCGCAGAACUUCAGACCCAGCAGAACCCUGCAGGACUUCAGAUGGGACAGGAGCCUGCAGAUGUUGAGCAGCAGGAUGCUUCACACAACCACUGCACAGCGAGGACCCAUAGUCCAGUUCAAACUGUCCGACAUCGGAGAGGGGAUCAUGGAGGUGACGGUGAAGGAGUGGUAUGUGAAGGAGGGGGACAAAGUGUCCCAGUUUGACAGCAUCUGUGAGGUCCAGAGCGACAAGGCCUCGGUCACUAUAACCAGCCGCUACGACGGCGUCAUCAAGAAGCUCUACUACGACGUGGACGCCAUUGCGCUCGUCGGCAAACCACUGGUCGAUAUCGAGACGGAGUCCGGCUCAGAGCUAAUCCAGGAGGAGGAUGUGGUGGAGACACCAGCCAUGGCCCGGGAGGAGCACACCCACCAGGAGAUCAAAGGUCACAAGACACAGGCCACGCCCGCCGUCAGGCGGCUCGCCAUGGAGAACAACAUAAAGCUCAGUGAGGUGGUGGGGACAGGAAAGGAUGGACGGAUACUGAAGGAGGACAUCCUGAACUUCCUGGCCAAACAGACAGGAGCCAUCCUCCCUCCGGCUCCUUCCUUCCAGGAAGUCCAGAUUCCAGGCCCUGCCGCCGAAGCUCCUGCUGCCAAGUCCAUAAGCACUCCAGGAACCUUCAGACCUACACCCAAACCUCCCAGACCUGCCUUCACUGCGACAGAUGUGAUUGAGCCGAUCAAAGGUUUUCACAAAGCCAUGGUGAAGACGAUGUCGGCGGCUCUGAAGAUUCCUCACUUUGGUUACUGUGACGAAGUGGAUCUGAGCCGUCUGGUGGUUCUGAGGUCAGAACUCCAGUCUGUCACCGCGGGUCGUGGUGUCAAACUCAGCUACAUGCCCUUCUUUAUAAAGGCGGCGUCUCUCAGUCUCUUACACUUCCCGGUCCUGAACGCAGCUGUGGAUGAAGGCUGCCAGAACAUCACCUACAAGGCGUCCCAUAACAUCGGCCUGGCCAUGGACACCACUCAGGGGCUGCUGGUUCCCAAUGUGAAGAACGUUCAGCUGCUCACCGUGUUCGAGCUCGCUCAGGAGCUGAACCGUCUGCAGGCGCUGGGAGCUGCGGGUCAGCUGGGUACCGCCGAGCUCAGCGGGGGAACCUUUACUCUGUCCAACAUCGGAUCAAUUGGAGGGACCUACGCUAAACCGGUCAUUCUUCCUCCUGAGGUCGCCAUCGGAGCGCUGGGAAAGAUCCAGGUUCUGCCUCGAUUUGGUGCCGACGGUCAGGUGGUCCGGGCUCACAUCAUGAAGGUCAGCUGGUCAGCAGAUCAUCGCGUCAUCGACGGCGCCACCAUGUGUCGCUUCUCCAACCUGUGGAGGGAGUACCUGGAGAACCCGGCGUGCAUGGUUCUGGACCUUAAAUAGACUGUUAUUACCCAUCAGCCCCGGGGAGGACCAGAUGCUGUACCGAGACACACAAACAUAGCUCCGCCCCUUGCCUCCUUCACUUCCUGUUUCUGUUUGAGGCCUGUGUGCUGAAGGAUGGAGGGGCCAAAUUCCCAGGGUGGAGCCAGAACCAGGCUGACCUGAACUUUGUGGGUUUUAGAUUCCAAACAGAACUGAGCCGAGUUCGUCGUCGCCACCAUAAACCUCCAUCAGAUCCUCCACCUGGAAACACCAGAACCAGUCCCUCUGGUGGUGACUGGUUCUGGAGAAAGACCAGAAGAAUCACAGAAGCAUCAAACAGUAGAUGAUCCGGUCCUGAUGAAGAGCCUGCUGGUCUUCCUCCUGAUGGCUGCUGGGUAUAAAGCACAUGGCGUCAUGUUACACGGUUUGUCUGAUGUUUGUUAGAGAUAAAUGUCCGAGUUUAUUUUUCUGAGUUUCAGACGGCUGGAGAGGAAGAUCUGAAUAAAGCUGA